GCCGUGUUGAUUUGCUAAGGCGAGAGAAGAAAGGAGUUAGUGCGUGUUGAGAGAGCGGGCACUGCGAACUGCCUUACUAUGGUGUAGCCCCCGAUCCCCGUGCACCAUACGGAGACAAACGUGCAACUUAGGUUUGAUUUUGUUUACAAAAACAGCAACGAUCUCUGCUGAGCGGGGAAGGCGAGCCUCAUGAGUGGGCCUGGCAGGUUACAUCAAUAUCAUGGAUUUAACUAAGAUGGGUAUGAUCCAGCUCCAGAACCCCAACCAUCCCACUGCCCUGCUGCACAAGGCCAACCAGAUGCGCCUGGCGGGGACCCUGUGCGACGUGGUCAUCAUGGUCGACAGUCAGGAGUUUCACGCUCACCGGACUGUGCUCGCCUGCACCAGCAAAAUGUUUGAGAUCCUCUUCCACCGCAGCAGCCAGCAUUACACCCUGGACUUUCUUUCACCAAAGACUUUUCAGCAGAUUUUGGAGUAUGCUUACACUGCCACUCUUCAAGCCAAGGUGGAGGACUUGGAUGACCUUCUGUAUGCAGCCGAGAUCCUGGAGAUCGAGUACUUGGAGGAGCAAUGCCUCAAGAUCCUGGAAACCAUCCAGUCGUCUGACGAGAACGAUGUGGAUGUCAACGCUAAUGACGGGAGCACAGAAGACGACGAGGAGCGCAAAGGCCAAAAUGGAGCCAAGAACUCCAAAAAGCAUUCCCUGGAGACUCCCAGCCUGUCGGGAGCUCAGCAAGCCUCCAACAUGCCUGGCAUGGUUGACCAGAGUCCCUCUGUCUCCACCUCCUACAGCGUCUCCAACCUGAGUCCCACCAAAGCGGCUGUGGACAGUCUGAUGAGCAUCGGCCAGUCUCUGCUCCAGCAGGGCUUCGGCGGCGAGCAGCCCGUCCACAUCAACUCCCACCACCUGAUGACCGACAUCAAGACUGAGAUGAUGCAGGUGGACAUGAGCGGCAACGGCCACGACAGUCCUCAGAAUAUGGAGUCCGGCGUCUCGAGCAACGGCGAGCGAAGCGGCGAGGACAGGAACCGAGACGGCCCCGGAACGCCAACGAGGAGCAGCGUGAUCACCAGCGCUCGAGAGCUGCAUUACAUCCGCGACGACAACAUGGGCGACCAGCAAGCCGAAGUCAGCCAGAUGGGGCUGGAAGCCAUGGCAGGAAUGACCGAGAAACACCUGGCCUCGCUGUACUCGCUUCCUGUCAACCAUAAAUCCGACGCCAUGAUGUCCAUGCCGGUGUCCAUGGCCUCCGGGCUCCCCAUGUCCCCCGCCCUGGCCAUGUCCAUGGACUUCAGCGCGUACGGGGGGCUGCUGCCGCAAAGCUUCAUCCAGAGAGAAUUCUUCAGCAAGCUCGGGGAACUGGCGGUGGGCAUGAAACCGGACGGCAGGAACCAGCACGAACGCUGUAACGUCUGCGGCGCAGAGCUGCCAGAUAAUGAAGCCGUGGAGCAGCACAGGAAGAUGCACAGUGGAAUGAAGACCUACAGCUGUGAGCUGUGUGGGAAAAGCUUCCUGGACAGCCUUCGUCUACGGAUGCAUUUGCUGUCUCAUUCAGCUGGGGAGAAGGCCAUAGUUUGUGACCAGUGUGGCGCUCAGUUCCAGACGGAGGAAUCCCUGGAGGCUCACCGGCAGAUUCACACUGGAUCGGACAUGGCCAUCUUUUGCUUGCUUUGUGGGAAGCGUUUCCAGACCCAGACGGCGCUGCAGCAGCACAUGGAAGUUCACGCCGGCGUGCGCAGCUACAUCUGCAGCGAAUGUAACCGGACUUUCCCCAGCCAUACUGCACUCAAACGUCACCUACGCUCACACACAGCGGGGGACCACCCCUACGAGUGCGAGUUCUGUGGGAGCUGCUUCCGAGAUGAGAGCACGCUGAAGGGCCACAAGCGCAUCCACACCGGGGAGAAGCCCUAUGAAUGUAACGGCUGCGGGAAGAAGUUCAGCCUCAAGCACCAGCUGGAAACCCACUACCGAGUGCACACAGGUGAGAAGCCAUUCGAGUGCAAGCUGUGCCACCAGAGAUCCAGGGACUACUCGGCCAUGAUAAAGCACCUGCGCACCCACAAUGGCGCCUCGCCCUACCAAUGCACCAUCUGCCUGGAGUACUGCCCCAGCCUGUCAGCCAUGCAGAAGCACAUGAAAGGCCACAAGCCGGAAGAUAUCCCCCCAGACUGGCGCAUAGAGAAGACCUACCUGUACCUUUGCUACGUUUGAGAAUAGCAAAUGAAUGAAGAGUGCUGGGAUGGGGUCGAGAGGUAAGGGGAAUGUAAUGGAUCGUAGUGGAAGCGUGGGUCUUGACGAUCGAGGAAUGUCAACGACAAACUACUUAAACAAGAUGGGUUUUUUUAAUGCAAAGGUGGCGACAACAAGCAGGGUUAAAGGGCGGUGAUGAUCUGGCUAAAAGACUAAAAAGGAGGAACACUUGGACAUGGAGAUAGGGUUUCUCCACCACUGUUUCGGAAUUACCGGGUCAUUCACUACAUCUGCAACGGUUUUAUUGUUCCAGGUCUUUUUAUGCAUCACCAUAAAGUAAGUAAGCGAUCUGCAAAAGGGGAUUCUUUAGAUCCUGCUGCCCUGUUAGGGAGAAAUCAGAUUCUCAAGGACUAUCUGAACCUGCAAGUCUAUGGAAUCCAUCCUCCAGUCAGUUUUCUGGUCGUCCCACAUCACUCAUCUUGUAGAAAAGUACAAGAAAAUAAUAGAAACCACCCCUUUUCUUUUUAAGUCUUUUCAGAAAUGCAUCAUUAUCUUCUCUUUAAGUCCAUACGGUCUUUCAAUAGUCUCCACUUGUUAGAAAGUCAAUCCAUAAAACUCGUCGGCUAUUACCAGACAUUGAGAUCGCGCCUGAGAAUCGGCAGUAGAUGAAACCGUUGGUUGGACGUGUGGGAAUAUUGAAAAUGCUGCAAGCCAGGUACCCGUUUGGGAAGAUGCUUUUCAUGGAGAGUUUCCUGCAGUUUCUUUUAGUAGUCUUCCUGGUUCCGGAGCAGGUCAGCCACCUCUGGCUGCUCCCUCGAGAGCCAAAGGCAAACUUUCCUCACUUCUCCUCUCAUACUUCUUUCUGCUUUUCGUCAAAGUUCGUCAUUGCUAAAUUAGAACAAACCACGACAACAGUUUCUGUUUGAUGUCGGCCAGAUCUGGAAUAUAAAUCCCUCGUGGAAUUAUAACUCGCUCCAACAGUAUCCCAAAAUACCAGCCUCUUCACCUAUUUAGCAGGAGAUAACUGGACUGCUUUUUCCUUGUGCGUUUGACCUGAUUACUAUCACGCUAAAGAGACAGUACAGGAGCUGACACAUUCAUAAUCAUCCAUUUGCCACAGUAAGCACAAAUGAACCGGGGGGAAAAGGUUUUGGGAGUCCUGGGGCUUUGACUGCUGGUAGUGAAUGUUGAAAAGAACGCCUUUGCGGCGCACCUUAACUUUUACCAGAGGCAGUUUCCAGACUGUUAUAUGGCAUCGAAGCAUGAAUGUGAAAGGCUGUGAGACGGUUGUAAAACAUGUACUGUAGCAGGUUAAUGCUGCUUUCAAAUUCGAAGCCAGAAUUCCCAAAUUCCCACCGUAAAUGUCAUUUUUCGUGUUUCCGGCAGGAAAAUCUCUUUCUGUCUGGCGUGAAGACUUUUCUGCGCGUUUUUACAGUAUGCACCACCGCUGCAUGCAGUGGUCCAUAGUCCUGGUUAUAUUUCAGCAUUUUUACUGUCAAGUGUAUGUUUUUGAUUACCACUAGAAAGGCUUCCUUAGUACUUUCCCUAUAUUGUGUUGCUGAUGCACCACUGCAUGGCGAAGGGAGAGAGGAGAGGGUUAGUAUCCAUCCUCACCAUAAAGAGAUUUCCAAUGUGUGCUGAAAUAUUAAAAACAUCUUAAAAGUUCAGUUGCAGGUGGGAAGCGUUCAGCUUUUCUGGCGUCUCAGAAAUCCAGCAUUAAACCUGUGCGGCGUGUACAGCCACAGGGAUCGGGGUUGAAACUGUAUGAUUAUUGCACCUAUCCAAAUGCUUAACGGAAAAGGGAGAUCGGAUAAGACUCAGCCCAGUAGCUAAAGAGGCGAGCACUAAGACAUCUGAAUGAAUCGGCUCUCCGUGGUUUCGGUCCCUGCGCUUCGUCUCUCCUGUUAUUGUUAUUUUUUGACCUUGAGUUUGAUCUCAACACAUCGUACUUGAAUUACCUCGCUUUUGUGACCUCAUGUGUAUUUUAAUUUUCCCUUUGUUUGUGUUUUGAGGGUGGACGAGUGCAUGCUAGAAAAAUGCAUUGCAAGCAUAAUGAAGCAGUGCGUAUGCAGAAAAAAAUAAGUGCCACGAUGAAGAGAUUUGUUUGUUUUUCUAACGUUGUGUAUUUCUUCGUGCAUUACUUGUUACCAAACUUGGUAUUAUUAACCCUGUUUGUUGAAGAGCCGUUUGGUUUUGUCAUUUGUUAUAAAAGCUACCUCUAAUUUUUUUUUGUUUUUUUUAAGUUGUCGGGGAUUUUUUUUAUUUGGUGAAAGCACAUUUAUCUGUGUUUGCGUUGUUUGUCAUUGCUACUUCAUCUCAUGCUUUUGUUUUCUUUCAAAUGUUGAUUUAUACGGAGCCCCUAAAGGGAUGUUGAGGUUAAAACAAUUACUAAUUGGUGCGCACCAGAUAGAAACAAGAAUUUUUUUUUACUUCAAUUUUUAGUAAAAACAAUUUUUUUUGUUACUAACUGGUGUGCCCAGUUACUACUCAGAAAUGUUUUUUUCUAAAAUGGAAUUGAA
Messenger RNA from Oryzias melastigma (Indian medaka), 4713 nucleotides. It is a transcript of the gene zbtb16a, whose product is annotated as zinc finger and BTB domain containing 16a. Gene Ontology annotation, cellular component: nucleus. The record is from RefSeq and is a predicted model, not a curated record. The coding region runs from base 221 to 2215 and encodes 664 amino acids. Gene Ontology annotation, biological process: regulation of transcription by RNA polymerase II. The transcript is spliced from 7 exons. NCBI's taxonomy places the organism in Eukaryota, Metazoa, Chordata, Actinopteri, Beloniformes, Adrianichthyidae. Gene Ontology annotation, molecular function: DNA-binding transcription factor activity, RNA polymerase II-specific; RNA polymerase II cis-regulatory region sequence-specific DNA binding; protein binding.